Penicillium nucicola is the source of this 501-nucleotide messenger RNA. RefSeq lists its product as uncharacterized. NCBI's taxonomy places the organism in Eukaryota, Fungi, Ascomycota, Eurotiomycetes, Eurotiales, Aspergillaceae. The transcript is spliced from 3 exons. The record is from RefSeq and is a predicted model, not a curated record. The coding region runs from base 1 to 501 and encodes 166 amino acids.
AUGACUCGAUUGCUUUCGUCAGGCUCACCGGAGCCAAACAAUACCGGGAGCCCCUCCACAUCAAUCAUUGGCUCUGAGGACGACGAUUGUUAUUCUCAGCAAAACGAUGAAUCUGACGACGAUGACAAGGCUACUUCCAUGGAUGGUUGCAGUGAUGAAGAGGCGGCUCAGGGACAACGAACCAAGAAACGAAUCAAGGAAUUAGCCUUGGGGGAAGCCAGAUCUGUAAAGUCCCUGAGCACUAAGGAUCUCGCAGAGUUAGUGGUUGAAAUGAUCGAAUGUAUGGCAGAAUUGGAAGAUCGGGUACAAUCUAGCGCAGAUUCACUCGCUCGCCAGGGCUUAUGGAAUCAGGAAAUGCAACGAGAGUUUCUAGAAAAGAUUGGUACUAAAGGCACGUUGGCGAAAGAGAUGGCUGCAUUGAAGAAACAGGUGGAGGUUUUGUCGAGCAGUAGUGCAGUCAAAGAUCGAGAGAUCGUGGGUUCAAAGCGUCAAAGACUGUGA